Molecule: messenger RNA, 2223 nt
Organism: Phasianus colchicus (ring-necked pheasant)
Lineage: Eukaryota; Metazoa; Chordata; Aves; Galliformes; Phasianidae
Gene: ORMDL3
Product: ORMDL sphingolipid biosynthesis regulator 3
Cellular component (GO): endoplasmic reticulum membrane
Source: RefSeq, a predicted model, not a curated record
GGGCCGAGUGCGGGACGGGCCGGCCGUGCGGGGCACGCGGUGGAGCUCCGCGCUCCGGGGCCGGCGGGGAUGGGAGUCGGGGGGAACCGAGCAGAGCGGUGGGAGCGGGGCUCGGUGAGCGCUGCGGGGCAGCGGGCCCUCCCCUCCCUUCCUUUCCCGUCCCCUCCCCUCCUGUCCCCGAGCCGUGCCGUGCCGUGCCGCUGUUGGGAUGAGGCCAGGGCUUUGUCUGCAGCUCCGGGAUUCGCCGCCCGCCUCCCCGCAGCGCUCACUUGUAGCGCUUCCUUUGUGUGCGGAGUUUCCCGGUCCGACGUCGCGCAGCUUUGCGGGGCGCGGAGCGGUGCUGCCGUCCGACCCCCCCGUGUUCGCUGCCGUCUCCGAGGCGCUCCGUCCUCCGGCUCGAACGGCCUUGCCGUCUUGCAAAGAAGGGUUUAAAAUAUUCAUUCGCUCGGGAGACGGGGAUUGCUGCUGCUGCCAGAGAUAGGGAUCUCGGCUCCGUCCGUCGGAUCGUAAUCUCCUGCGUGCUGGGAACGCGCAGAUCGACCGAGAUAAGCGCCUGCUGCCCUCCCCACCCCUGCAGCCCUCCGAUAAAACGCUGCGCAGGAGCUGCCGGGCAGAGAGCCAGCACAGCGGCGGGGCUGAUGCGUUUGUUGGGUGGCAGAACGGGGCAGGAGGUGGGGACGCUCCUCUGGGAGCAAAGCAGGAGGCGAGGAACGCAUGGGCUGCUGAAUGGGGGCCGCGGGGCGUGCCGAUAGACAACGAGAGGGGUGAAAACAGGAGCCAGCAUGAACGUGGGAACGGCGCACAGCGAGGUGAACCCCAACACCCGUGUGAUGAACAGCCGGGGCAUCUGGCUGUCCUACGUCCUUGGCAUCGGCCUGCUGCACGUCGUGCUCCUCAGCAUCCCCUUCUUCAGCGUCCCCGUGGUUUGGACUCUUACCAACAUCAUUCACAACAUGAGCAUGUACAUCUUCCUGCACACCGUGAAAGGAACCCCUUUUGAGACGCCAGACCAGGGCAAGGCACGGCUGCUGACGCACUGGGAGCAGAUGGAUUACGGUGUGCAGUUCACAGCAUCCCGCAAGUUCCUGACCAUCAUGCCCAUCGUGCUGUAUUUUCUAACCAGCUUUUACACCAAGUACGACCGGAUACAUUUCGUCAUCAACACCAUCUCCCUGAUGAGCGUCCUGAUCCCCAAACUGCCUCAGUUCCACGGAGUCCGGAUCUUUGGGAUCAACAAGUACUGAAGUGUGCAGAUGGAGGAGCGGCGGAGCUCGGGGAGGUUCCUCCUCCAUCUCCCAUUCCCCCCUGCCCACGCUGGGAUAGUUUCACAGCAGCUGUUUAAACGCAGUACCCAAUAGACAUACACUGCAUGCUGGAUCCUCGCGCCCAAUAAAUCUAAAGAAGCUCCAGAGUAGAGUUUAGUGAGGAGCAGGAUGCUGGACUUCUUUUAUUCCAGCGUCAUAAAUAGAUGCAGAUACACCGAGACUCCGAGGUACAGAGAGGAUGAGUUGUGGGAAGGUUUUCAUCCAUCCCAGGUGCGAUGAGAACAGGGGUGAGGGGAAAAGCUUUUAGUGCUGGUACUAUUGCUGUGGUAAAUGCACUUUAACAUUAUUUCCCUUUCUGAGGCUUUGGUGCUUUGAAGCGAUACGCGGGGAAAUCGAAAGGGACGCAGCCAAACUCUCCCAAUAUCUGAUGGUUUCAGGUUUUAUUUCCACUUCUUGGGCAGAGGAAGAGAGGGAGGGGAGCAGAACGAGAGGUUUUUAUUUUGGAAUCUUUUACGCCACUGGGAAAGGAAGUUCUACUAAAAGCAGCACAGGAAAAAAGAAACGACCUGCACUCUGGGACAGCUCUGUGCUUCUGUGGAACCAUCCAUCCGGUCCAGGGAAAAGGUCCCAACUCACAGCUGUCGCUUCCAGCCUGGAUAACUUUGCUUCCCAUCCCAAACCUCUCAACUUUUCAAGCACUCAGGCAGCGUUUGGACGAAGGACUGAGGUGCAGCUCACUGGAAUGAUGGACUGCAGACGCCCUGAGCUGCUGGCACACGGAGAUGCACCAGCCUGGCAGGAACCAAAGACUGACGGGUGCAGAGCGUGCGAGAGCCGGGUGGCUGCUUUAAGAUCGGUGGCAGCGAGUUGAGUUCUCCCCCUCCAUCCACCCCCUCGGUCUCCUCAGCCCACGCAGCCGUUAAUGAGAUCUGCCACUUCUCCAAUGAACUCAGCAUCA